AUGGUGACCGCAGUAUUGACAAGGGUGGAAAGUAUUGUGGUACAAGAGUCGAUUCCUAUGGAGGCUUUUUCAGCGCCAAUACAGCAGAAACCCGAGAAACAAGACAAAAACUCAACACCUCUGAACUCAGCACAAGAAACCCAACACGGCGAAGCACCAGUAGCACACACAGAGGGUCUUGUUACCCCUGCCAAAAAGCCAUGGCAGUUCUGGGCUGUGUUCCCAGCGCUGUGCAUGACCACGUUUCUCUCGGCUCUCGACACGUCCAUACUAUCGACUGCCCUUCCGACUAUCGCACUGGACAUCAACGCCGGUGAAUCGUAUAUGUGGAUCACAAACUCCUACAUUCUGUCGUCAACCGUAGUGCUCCCAUUAUUCGGCCAGACGGCCAAUAUAUUCGGCCGUCGAUGGCCCCUGAUCCUUUCGAUCAUUGCCGGACGAACCAUUCAGGGCAUCGGCGGGGGUGGUAUCAACACACUCGUUGAUACUGUCAUCUGUGAUCUCGUACCUCUUCGCCAGCGAGGGAAAUAUGUAGCUCUCAUGGCAGCCGUAUGGGCAGUAGGGACGGUAAUUGGUCCUGUAUUAGGCGGCGCCUUUGCUGAGUAUACGUCGUGGCGCUGGGUUUUCUACAUCAAUCUUCCUCUUUGUGCUGUGUCAUUGGUCUUAUUGGUGCUGUUCCUUCGAGUUUCACAUCCAAGUUCUGGUGGUACCUUAUGGCAACAGCUACGCCGUGUCGACUAUAUUGGCAACGCCAUUCUCACAGCCACGGUUGUCUCAGUCUUGCUGGCGCUCAGUUGGGCAGGGGUUGAUUAUCCGUGGUCUUCAUGGCGGAUCCUUGUGCCUCUGGUACUUGGGCUAGCGGGUUUGUUUCUCUUCUACGCUCAUCAACGAUCGCGGUUUUGCCAGGAGCCAUCUAUCCCAACUAAGCUAUUCUCGAGUGGAACAGCCAUCUGUGCGCUGUGGAUUGCAUUCAUCCAAUCAGUCUUGCUCUACUGGGUUGGUUAUUUCCUGCCCAUCUACUUCCAGGCGAUUCGCAGCUCGACUGCUACCGAGUCCGGGCUGUUUGUACUCCCCAUCACGGCGGCCAUUGCUCCCCUCGGCAUCAUAACUGGUGUCUUGAUUGCGUCCACCGGCAAGUAUCGCCCGUACCACUUCCUGGGAUACAUAUGCCUCACCACUGCCACCGGACUGUUUUCAUUACUGAACGAUCACUCGCCCGCUCGCGAUUGGGCCGGCUUCCAGAUUCUUUUCGGUGCGGGCUCGGGAAUGAUCUUUUCCAGUACCCUGCCUCCUAUUCAGGCCUCCCUCCCUGAAUCCGACAUAGCUACUGCUACCGCUACCUGGGCAUUUAUGCGCAGCUUUGGUUGUAUCUGGGGGAUCGCGAUUCCGACUACUGUCUUCAACGCGCGGGUUCAGGAAUUACUCUAUCGCAUUAGCGAUGUUUCUUUGCGUGAAAAACUUGCCAAUGGGGGCGCGUAUGCAAUGGCUAGUGAUGGGCUUGUGCGCACUUUAAAAGACACUCCACAGUUGAUGGCGGAAGUACUAAGUGUGUAUCAAGAUAGCUUGCAAUGGGUGUGGUGGAUCGCUAUUCCAUUCGGUGGUGUCGGACUUCUUCUUUGCAUACCUAUCAGGCAACUGGUGCUAAGUGAGGAGUUGAACACCGAGUUUGGAUUGCAGGCGGGAGAAAGAAGGGAAUAA
Molecule: messenger RNA, 1698 nt
Organism: Penicillium nucicola
Lineage: Eukaryota; Fungi; Ascomycota; Eurotiomycetes; Eurotiales; Aspergillaceae
Exons: 2
Coding region: 1-1698 (565 amino acids)
Biological process (GO): transmembrane transport
Molecular function (GO): transmembrane transporter activity
Source: RefSeq, a predicted model, not a curated record